Molecule: messenger RNA, 229 nt
Organism: Funneliformis geosporum
Lineage: Eukaryota; Fungi; Glomeromycota; Glomeromycetes; Glomerales; Glomeraceae
Source: the annotation of a GenBank genome assembly
AAUUUCCAGCAAGUGGAGUAAUAUUCUCCGCAAAGAAAUCCGGGACAGCUGGUCAAGAAGAAUACAGCUGGCCAAGAAGAUACUGAUGGGCAAGUCAGCUGGUCAAGAAGAGUAUCCGGACCCUGCUGUCCAAGAGGAAUAUCCGGAUACUGCAGUCCAAGAGGAAUAUCCUGGAUUCUGCUGGGCAGGAGAUGGUGCCCCGGCCAGCUGGAAAAUGAAGAUUAUUUAA